CCCCGCUGUCCCUGUCCCCAGACCGUGUGGCAGGAGGUGACGUCCCCGCGCCCUUUGGGGACACUCCUGUCCCUCCGCCUGCACAAGGAGCCGCUGCUGCCGCUCGUCCCCGACCGCUGGUUCUGCGCCAGUGUCACCGUCACCGGGCCACUGCCACCCCCCCCCGGGGACACCCACGGUGACACCAAUGGUGGCACCCAUGGGGACGUGUCCCCCGAGCUCGGGGACGUCCCCACGGCCGUGUUCCCGUGCCAGCGCUGGCUGGAGAGCGGCGAGGUGGAGCUGAGGGAGGGGACAGCCCGCACCCCCCGUGACGCCGCGCGGGUUCCGGAGCUGCUGCAGCAGCGCCGAGAGGAGCAGAGAGAGCGGCGGGAGAACUUCCAGUGGGCUCCCUACGCCCCGGGGUGGCCGUGGUGCCUCCGGGCGCUGCCCCCGACCCUGUGCCCCUGGCCGGCCCCGCCCCCGCCGGACACGCCCCUUCCGGUGACGUCACCGGAGCCGACGACAUCACAGGAGGCGACGACGUCACCAGAGGCGAUGACGUCACCGGAGGCGAUGACGUCACGGGAACCGAUGACGUCACAGGAAGCGAUGACGUCACCGGCGCCGCCCCUGCCGCUGUCGCCCACCCUGAGCUUCCCCCUGGCCCACCGCGCCCAACUGGCCGCGCGCGCCGCCGCCGCGCAGCUCCGUGUCCGGUUUCGGGGUCUCACCUCCGGCUCCUCCUGGCGCAGCUUUGGGGACAUUCGGGCGGCGCUCGAGGGGCCCGGGACCCCCAUCAGCGAGUACGUGGUGCGGCACUGGCAGGAGGACGCGUUUUUCGGGGAGCAGUUCCUGAGCGGGGUGAACCCCGUCCUGCUGCGCCGCUGCCGCCGCCUGCCCCCCAACUUCCCCGUCAGCGAGGCCGUGGUGGCGCCCAGCCUGGGCCCGGGCACCUCCCUGCGCCGCGAGAUGGAGGUGGGCACCCCAAAAACCCAAAAAGAGGGGCGCCUGUUCCUGGCCGACUACGCGCUGCUGGAGGGGGGGGUCCCCAAUUUCGGGGACGGGCGCCUGUUCCUGGCCGACUACGCGCUGCUGGAGGGGCUCCCCACGGGGGACAUCGGGGGGCACCCCCAGUUCGUGGCCGCCCCCCUCUGCCUGUUGUGGCUCGACCCCCGCGGCCGCCUGCUGCCCGUGGCCAUCCAGCUGUCGCAGCGCCCUGGGCCGGGGUCCCCGAUUUUCGGGCCGGGGGGCGGCGGUUGGGCGCUGGCCAAGCUGUGGGUGCGGAACGCGCAUUUCGUGCUGCACGAGAUGGUGACGCAUCUCCUGCACGGCCACUUCCUGGCCGAGGCCUUCGCCGUGGCCACGCACCGCCUGCCCGCCGCGCACCCCGUGCACCAGCUGCUGCUGCCCCAUCUCCGUUUCACGUUCCACAUCAACGUUCUCGCCCGGGAGACGCUGCUGAGCCCCGGGGGGGUCAUCGACCAGGCCACGGCGGUGGGCCGGGAGGGGACACUGGCGCUGGUGGCCCGCGGGGUGGCCGCGCUGACCUUCCGCGAGCUCUGUGUCCCCGAGGACGUGGCCGAGCGCGACGUUGGGGACAUCCCCGGGUACCACUACAGGGACGACGCGCUGGAGAUCUGGGACGCCAUCCACAGCUACGUGGAGGGGAUCGUGGCGCUCUUCUACGCCGAGGACAGUGAGGUGGCCGAGGACGAGGAGCUGCAGGAGUGGGUGGGCGAGAUCUUCACCUACGGCGUCCUCGGCAACGAGAAGAGCGGGUUCCCGUCACAGCUCCACAGCCGCCCUGAGCUGGUGAAGUUCCUGACCAUGAUCAUCUUCUGCUGCUCCGCCCGACACGCGGCCGUCAACAGCGGCCAGUACGACUACGCCGCCUGGAUGCCGAACACGCCGGGGACGAUGCAGCGGCCGCCGCCGGCCGGUGACACCGAGGCCACCGAGGAGCUGCUGGUGGCCACCAUGCCCAGCCCCAGGGCCACCGGCGCCCUGCUGGGGCUGCUGAGCGUGGUCAGCUACGAGGGGGGGGAGCCGCGUCCCCUGGGCUCCCGCUCCCAGGACCUGUUUGUGGGGUCGGCCCCUGGGUCCCUCUUGGCCGCGUUCCGGAGGCGUCUGAGGGCCACGAGCGAACGGAUCCGGGCCCGGAACGCGGCGCUGGAGCUGCCCUACCCCUACCUGGAACCAUCCGUGGUCCAGGAGAGCAUCUCCAUCUGAUGUCACCUGUGUCACUGUGUCACCUCCCUGUGUCACCUGGGU
Molecule: messenger RNA, 2253 nt
Organism: Taeniopygia guttata (zebra finch)
Lineage: Eukaryota; Metazoa; Chordata; Aves; Passeriformes; Estrildidae
Source: RefSeq, a predicted model, not a curated record